Molecule: messenger RNA, 3248 nt
Organism: Aedes aegypti (yellow fever mosquito)
Lineage: Eukaryota; Metazoa; Arthropoda; Insecta; Diptera; Culicidae
Exons: 10
Molecular function (GO): RNA binding
Source: RefSeq, a predicted model, not a curated record
UCAAAGAUUACGAGGUGUGCAAGCUGUUCGGAAGAUGCGGUGCUACGAUUAGCUUUUUGGAGAAGAUUGCAAACCGAUGGAUCAUCUGUUUCGAUAGUCCUACCAUGAUUCCGCUGUACGGGAACAUAUGUUCAUGGCGUACCAGUAUAUGUUGGAAAUAGGCCCCUUGACGCAGGAAACGCUGCCCAUCAACGACAAACUGAAGCUACGCGAUCCUGAUGGUCAUAAACCUCCGACAGAGGAUCGAAGAAAAAGCAGAGAUUUGGAAGAAGCUAAGGAAAAACCAAGCGUUUCAUUGUAUGGACACAAAACCAACGAUAUCGAGAAUAUACUCAAACAAGCUCUACAAAAUUUGAACAAGGAAACCAGUCGUCAGCUCCCAACGCAAUCGGUUCCACCGUCGAGGCCCUCCCCGGCAUUGAAGCCGGCGCUUCAACAUGUGGAGAAACCCACGUACAAAGAUACCGGAUAUCAGCUGCCAUCAUCAAAACAGUCUUCACCAAUGAAGCAGGCUUUCACAAAUGCGGAGAAACCUUGGGUGCCGGAGCCGAAACCGGUUCCCAAACCAGUCGAGAAACCUACGAAUUUUGGCACUAGCUAUCACUUGCUGCCAUCAGAAACGGCUUCUCUGCACGAGGGCUCUUCAACGAGCAGGGUUACCAGCCAUAAAGUGUCCUAUCCCGAGGCUGCUAAGCGGUCGACGCCCACUGUAGCAAGUUCCCCGCAACCUCGAGCCGAGCAAAAGAUUGGAACGUUUUCCAAAGCCAGCAGUAGUGUUGCGAAGGUUACACCGAUGCAGAAAACUUCUGAGGAACCAGCCGAUGGCAACAGUAGAAGAACUAAAGCCAAAUCUUCGACGUCCUGGCUGGCGGUUAGGAAUAAAGAAUUGAUGCAGAGAAGCGUUACGAUGUCCAAUCUACCGAAAGGCAUAAGCGAAUACGACAUUCGAGAGCUGUUCAGCGAGCACGAGCUGAAAAUCGUUACGAUGUAUUGCUGCAAUGAUCCCUACUAUCCGACAUCAACGGCGGUCUUGAAUUUCGCCACGAAGCUCGCAAUGAAAAGUGUCCUAGGUCACCACCACGAUGAGUACAGAGGGAAACGGGUGUACAUCAAAAUGACCUUGCAGCCCUGGGCCGAUAGAGAUUUUCCGCCGAAAAACACUCUUAUGCUGAAGAAUCUAAAUGAAGCCAUCAACGAGGAGGGCAUUCUCCAGGAAGUGGAGAAAAUUCUUGGCCCGGGCACGGUAGAAGACGUCCUCAAGCCCACGCACCACUACGCGUAUUUCGAUCUCACUGGGGACCAGGUGGCGCACAAAGUUAUGCACCGGCUUCGAAAAGCACUGAUUAACUUCAAGAUCGACGUGUUUCCUUUGUACUACGGCAUUCCGAAGCGGUGUUUGGGUGUAGCUUCCCACAUGCGGAAAUCGCUAGGCGACUUGCGCGAACGACACGGACUUCGGGUGAGCAAUCCCAAGGAUCGGGAGAUGUUUGGAGACCAGUUCGGUGAACAUAACGCUCACAGAUUGUUCGUCGGAAAUAUUCCGCGUAUAACCCUGGCCGAGGAUGUUAUCGCCUACUUCAACAACUAUGGCACCGUGAUCGAUUACUCGCAGAUCGAAAAGAAGAGCUGUAACCUGCGUAAAUCGGCCAUCGUUAGCUUUGUGGAUAAAAAACACGCGCGGAAUGCGUACUGCCAGCAGCCUCACUUUUUGGAGGGCAGUCGGCUGAGUGUGCACCUGAUGGAGAGCCCACCGAUGGUUGUCACACCAGAGGAUUGCAAACUACUCUCCGUGAAGGUUCGCAGCCGAUUUUUGACAGACGAUGAAAUCUACGCUGAGCUGCAAAAAUCGUUGAGCGUUUCCUACGCUAUGCGGUUCGAUGCGUUUGAUGACCGGGCGAACUUCCUGAUGUUCUACAGAGCACGAAAGUGUGAAGACUCUCACUUAUGGACGGUGCAUCACAUUAAUGACGAACCGGUUAAGAUUAUCUCCGGACGGGAGGUAGAUCCAGUGACGGAGGACAUCGAUCUGGAUAAGUCCAAUACUUCCCCAUUCCGACGGCAGAAGGAUUCGUUUCUGGGCUAUGCGGUCUACACCGAACAGCUUAAAGAGGAGAUGAAAAUGCAUACCAAGCCGAUCGAGGAGCAACAUGUUCCCUACAAGGCGUUCUACAAUGAUCAAUCGGUGCAAAUCAACAAUGUUUCCGUGAACACGUCGCUGGUAGACUUUCAGGAUCUUUUCAUUAAAUUUGGCGACAUUGACUACUACCGAGAGCUGUACCUGGAAGAGGACAUCAGUAAGAUUUGCUUCAUCAAGUUCAAAAUCGAUCUGUCCGCCGAUUUGGCGUGCACCUACAACCAGCGGAUGCUCAACGGUAAACGGAUCUUGAUUCACCGGGCCAAGGAAACGCUGGUGGCAGAAGAUGACCAUUCGGUGACGGUGGAGAAUCUCAACCCCGCGACAACGGUCGAGCAAAUCUACGACGUCUUCUCCAAUGUCGGAACGGUAAAGUACGUGCAAAAGCAGUCGCCGAACAGUGCAAUCGUGUGCAUGAAGGACAAGGACUGCCUUAGCGAAGCGUACAACGUGACUUCCAUUCCGCAUUCGAAACACAUGGUCGUCAACUUGAGCAAUGACUACCAGAGUGGUUUCUACAAAAACUUUUCCUCUAAAGAGCGAGCCUUCUCGAUCGAUCAGAUUCAAUCUAUUCUGAAACCUCGUAUUUUGCCGGAAUUCCAUCAGCUGGAAAUAGAACGCCGCAACGAAGACGUCCAAGAUGAAGACAGUUCUGCAGAGAACGAACCGCAAGGCAACCCCGAAGAGAUACCAGUAGAAGAUGAGGAAGACCUUCCUCCGGCGUCCAAGCGAACGCGAAUCGAUGACCAUUCACAAGUUGAAAAUCCAGCGAAGGAAUGCCCACAGACGUCGGAGUUCAACCCUGGCGAAUCGGAAUCGGAACCGCUGCAGAAAAUAGAAUCCAUCGUUACCACCGUGAGUCCCAUCGAAGUGGUACACGCUGUGCAUCCUAUGCCCAGGCCUCGGUUUGGCUUUCCUGGCAGUGACGAGCCUCGCAUGGGAUAUGGCCCUAGAUAUCCCAAUAUGUAUCCUCAACAGCAACCGGGAUGGCAGAGGCAACAGCAGAUCGCUGCCAUGGCCUACAAUGCUGGACCUUCUCAUCCAGGGCCUCGUGGGCCGCCUAGACCGAUGGGUUCCAUAGGCCUCCUUAUUAUAACUAAGGCUGGGUGGGCAA